Messenger RNA from Phyllostomus hastatus (greater spear-nosed bat), 771 nucleotides. RefSeq names its product 40S ribosomal protein S14-like. Gene Ontology annotation, biological process: translation; ribosomal small subunit assembly; maturation of SSU-rRNA from tricistronic rRNA transcript (SSU-rRNA, 5.8S rRNA, LSU-rRNA). Gene Ontology annotation, cellular component: ribosome; cytosolic small ribosomal subunit. Gene Ontology annotation, molecular function: mRNA 5'-UTR binding; structural constituent of ribosome; small ribosomal subunit rRNA binding. The record is from RefSeq and is a predicted model, not a curated record. NCBI's taxonomy places the organism in Eukaryota, Metazoa, Chordata, Mammalia, Chiroptera, Phyllostomidae.
AUGGCCGGCCGGCCAGCCUGCGACGGCCGCUACGGUGUUGCCCCGCGCGGUUCGCCCGCCGCCGCUGAGACCCCAGGACUCAAGGGGAAACGAACAAGGCCCAGAGAAACACCACCUUGCAAGGGGAAGGAAAAAGAGAAAAAACAAGUCAUCAGCCUCAGAUCUCAGGUGGCUGAAGGAAAAAAUGUGUUUGGUGUCUGCCACGUCUUUCCAUCCUUCAGUGAUGCUUUUGUCCAUGUUAUUGAUUGUUCUGGCAAAGAAACCAUCUGCCGUGUGACUGGUGGGAUGAAGGUCAGGGCUGACAGAAAUGAGUCCUUUCCCCAUGCUACCAUGGUGGCUGCCCAGGGCGUGGCGCAGGGGUGCAAAGAACUGGGCAUCACUGCCCUUCACAUCAAACUCUCAGCCACAGGAAGGACCAAGACCCCUGGAACAAGGGCCUGGUCAGCUCUCAGAGCCCUUGUCCACUUGGGAAUGAAGGUCCCACCGAUUGAGGGUGUCACCCACUCCCCUUCUGACAGCACCUGCAGGAAGGGAGUCGCCAUGGUCGCCAUCUGUGGACAGGACUCCUCAAAUUAUUGUUUUCUAUACUUAGAGUACGUGAGCCUAGAAAAUGAAUCAGAACUGAGGUGCAGGAGACGAAAAUCCCCGCAGCCUCCCCUGGAGCUGUUCCCUCCCGCGCUGCAGCACACCCACAGAAACUUCCUCCUGAGGCAUCCCAGCGUGGCUGCGGCGCUCAGGGCUGCAGGCUGGGGAAAGCCACGCGCUCUUUAA